AUGGCCAAAAGAGGCACCAUACCCCUGAGAAAAUCGAUCCUAAGACGCAGCAGAGCGCCGCCGGAAAAACGCGUCGUACCCGAAGAAGAUGAUUAUCAGCGGCUCAGCGCGUUUAUAGAAGAGAUAGAAAAUGCGAGCUCUCUAUUGGCGGCACCGCGGCAGGGGAAGGAUAAUCGCCGAGAUGCACCUAUCACGGAAGAAGAUAACGAUGUGUCACCGGAAGCGCUUUGCCGCGAUAUCCUGCAGGAGAUUGUGGAAACUGAGUUUAAGGAACAGGCGCUAGAGCGUGAAACCAAACAACGUCCAGCUGAUUUUAAAGACUCCAUGGUCGGUUUUCGAGAUUCUACUGGACCCCGAAUAUCGAAGGCCCCGAGUAGAAGGACCAGAAAGUCCAGUGUUGCGUUUGUGAGGAUUAAAAAUGAUCAGGAGCUGUUGCCGGAAAUGCCCUCCGCGUAUUCGUCCGCUAAGAAAAGCGUGGAAGGCAGAUACGUUAUUUCGUACGACGAGUUAGGGCCGAGGGUGUUGGGGCAAUCGAUCAAGAGCGAAGACAUGUUCUUUGCUUUAGACACGGACGACAAACCUCUGACAUUCUUCGACUACCUUGAUGAUGGCGAGGUGGAGGAGGAGGCAGCGGCCGCCGUUGAAGAGGAUUGGGUUUUGGACCGCGAGCCUUACUACGAGCGCCACGAUAGCAUCGCUGCGCAAAACGCCAUAUUCAGGGCGCGCAAUUUUCUCCUACAGAAGAAGUUGGCCAUGUUUUUUAAGAGGAAAAAGGCGAGUAUUGCCACGUCCGGCAAUAUGGACCACUCGGUGACCAGGGAGACGGACUGGUCGUACGACGCGGAGAUGAAAUAUCUCCGGAUACUGGAAGCGUACGGCGAGCUCCUCGACUACGAGGCGACAGAGAAAGAACGCGCGGCCGCCGCAAUAUCCGCGACGCGUCGAAAACGACACGAAAGGUCCGACGCGCUCGACGAGCUUUUCAGACGAAUGCGCGACCGCGAGGUCGAAGUCGGCGCCGGCCUGAUUUAUACUAAAACCGGCGCAGUCAUACCGGAUAAGCUCGUCGAGCGUCUCCUCCGACGUCAGAGUUACCAGAUGGAGCAGGUAUGUUCGAUGCGGCUCCAGUCGAUCAUACUGCGGGACGCCGUCCAGGAAAAACUGGAUGCCAUAUCCGAGAUCGACAGGGUCGCGCCCGGCUUAUUUUUGAUAGAUUACGAGCAACUGAAGAUCGACAACAGGAGCCACGCCGACAAGAUUGAAGAAGAGGACGAGCUGCUAGCCAGGUUGAGGGACAAAUGCACGAGCACGAUCCAGGUAUUAGCGCACCUGCGGGAAAAGUCGUCCGCGUUGGAGAACGACCUCGCAGUUUUGAGGUCGGAACGCAGCGCCGUCCUGGCCGACUACGCGAAGGUCAGGGAGGUGUUGAACGGCGCCAAAAGGCGUCGCGACGCUUACCGAACCGCUACGGAAAAGAUCCGCAUGGAAUCGGGUCUGCUGACCGAGCCGACCCUCCUGAGAGACAUGGAGGUGAGUGUGGCCGACCUGGAGGCGUCCAAGACGCGUCUGACCGCCAUAAUCGGUGAAUACGAGCGCAAGAUGCAACUCACGAGGGAGUUGCGGGCGAAAAUCAAAGUCAGGGGCGGCCGCGAAUCGACCUCGAAAUUGGAGUCGAAACGUCGCGGCCUGUGGAAGGGCCGACCCAUGGAACAUGGUGCAGGGCAGUGUUAG
This is a messenger RNA of Cylas formicarius (sweet potato weevil), 1731 nucleotides long. Its product is annotated as coiled-coil domain-containing protein 96-like. The transcript is spliced from 9 exons. Lineage: Eukaryota; Metazoa; Arthropoda; Insecta; Coleoptera; Brentidae. Gene Ontology annotation, biological process: cilium assembly. The record is from RefSeq and is a predicted model, not a curated record. Gene Ontology annotation, cellular component: axoneme; ciliary basal body. The coding region runs from base 1 to 1731 and encodes 576 amino acids.